UAGAUAUAAAGACUAGAACUUUAUCGUGCAUCAUUUUGGAAAACGAGGGUUCAUUUCUAUAACAAGUAUAAAUCCAGAUCCAAGUAUAAAUCCAAAUCCAAGUUUAGACACAAAGAACGAGGGGUUUAAAAGGAGUUCGUUGCCUUUCGGUGAUUCAUUUCCAGACGAUCGGUCCACUUGGAAACACGAAAUUUAUUAAUCAUCAAUUAAACACUCUAAUAAUGGUAUAUUUGAAAAAUGACUGACUGACUACGGCUCUGACGCAACAAUAAUCAAUUAAUCCUCGUAAAUAUAAUUAAUAUUAUAGCACUAAUUGUAAAUACUGAUUAAACCCUGAAUAGUAUACACAAAGCUAUACCAAUUUUACUUUGUAGCGGAUUAUCUAUAUGUAUGCAAAGCGUCUACAAGUCUUGAUCAGUAUAGGGGUAUAUCUCAUCUUGAAUUUAAACUUUGAAUGUCAGUCGUACAUCUCGAGCGGUAUUGAACAGACGUAUUUAUAAUAUAACUGCCUUGAAUUAAAAUCGUUCGAUGAGUAAUCUUCACUAAUUAUUUUUGUGAAACUAUUUGAUUUUUCAAUUUUAAUAAUUGUACGCGACGAUCUGAAAGUAUGAUUUUCAUAAUAAUAAUAAUUGAAAGUAAACGAAAUAAUAAUUAUAAUUGAUGUGAUAUAAACAUAAAUAAUAAUUUAUAAAGCGAAAGUUUGAAAGCGAGAGUGUAAUAUAGGUAUAAUUCGACGCAUAGCUGCAUAAAAUAUAUCAUAAGUAAUGCAAGAUGUCUCGUACGUCGAGAAGAAAUUUAGAAGGUGAAGUGCCCGGCGUUUUAGUUCCCGUUGAAAGCAGAGUUCUGACCAGACGAGGAAGGUUGAACCUUUUCACCCAAGCAUUGGACAGACCUCAAGGCUGGAACAGAAAUCCACUGACGGCAUCUUCAAGCACACGCGCCUUGGUACCGGGAGGUGUGACACACCAAGUCCGCAGGGUUAACAUGGAAAUGAAAAAAAGCCAGGAUAAAAAAUGCGAGAAUGUAGAGGUCGUGGAUUUAGAGAACGAGAAACAAGUAAUAUUCGAGCAACCUGACCUUUAUGCGAAGGGAUUUCCAGUGUUUGAAGAGAUUAGAAGACAAGGAAAACUAUGCGACGUCACGCUCAAGGUAGAUGAUCAAAGUUUCAGCGCUCAUAGAAUAGUACUUGCAGCAACAAUACCAUAUUUCAACGCAAUGUUUCUGACCAAUAUGAUCGAAAGCAAACAAAACGAUAUAACAUUACAAGGGAUUGACGCUGUGGCUUUGGAAGCUGCAAUUAAUUUUGCAUACAGCGGUCGAAUCACGCUAACUGAGAGCAACGUGCAAAGUCUUAUGAUGGGUGCGUCUUUUCUUCAUCUACAUGAAGUACGGGAUGCUUGUGCUGAAUUUCUCACAAGAAGAUUUCAUCCACAUAACGCACUUGGAAUUCGACACUUUGCCGAUACCCUUAGUUGUAUGAUUCUCGUAGAAGAAGCUGAUAAAUAUAUUCAACAGUAUUUCCACGAAGUAUCACUGGCUGACGAAUUUUUGGCACAAUCGUUUGCAGAACUAAAAGAGCUAAUUUGCAGAGAUGAACUUCACGUUGUUUCCGAGGAACAGGUAUUUGAAGCUGUUAUGAGAUGGGUCAGACAUGAUAAAAAAAAUAGAACAAAAAACUUACCAGAGCUUCUAGCCUCCGUAAGAUUGCCUCUCCUGACACCACAGUACCUGGCUGAUCAUGUUGCUAAAGAAGAUUUAAUCAGAAGUUGUCAUCAAUGCAGAGAUCUACUUGACGAAGCACGGGAUUAUCAUCUUAUGCCUGAAAGAAGGCAUCUGCUACAAAGUUUUCGAUCUCGCCCAAGGUGUUGUAAUUAUAUUAUGGGACAUAUAUUUGCAGUGGGAGGUCUCACAAAAUCUGGAGACUCUUUAAGCACUGUUGAAGUAUUCGACCCAUUCAUUGGUCGAUGGCAAACAUCAGAGGCUAUGACAAUGCUCAGAAGCCGUGUAGGUGUUGCAGUACACAAGAAUAAAUUGUAUGCCUUUGGGGGCUAUAAUGGUACAGAAAGGCUAUCAACAGUUGAAGUCUAUGAUCCUUGUCAAAGAAGUUGGAAUAAGAUUGGCCCUAUGCAGUGUAAACGAAGUGCUGUUGGAACAACUGCCCUUGGUCAUCACCUUUAUGUAUGUGGCGGCUAUGAUGGGGUGACUUCUUUGAAUACAGUUGAAAGAUACUCACCAAAGACAGACAAAUGGAAAAUGAUUACUUCUAUGAACAAACAUCGCUCUGCUGGUGGAGUGGUUGCGUUCCAAGGCUACGUUUAUGCUCUGGGUGGUCAUGAUGGUUUAUCCAUAUUUGAUUCAGUGGAGCGGUAUGAUCCUUUGACUGAAAUUUGGACUGUAGUCAAGCCAAUGUUGACAAGAAGAUGUAGACUAGGGGUUGCAGCUCUUAAUGGCAAAUUAUAUGUUUGCGGUGGAUAUGAUGGAUCUACAUUUUUAAAGUCCGUGGAGGUCUAUGAUCCUUUCAGUGACACGUGGAAAUUUGUGGCUUCAAUGAAUGUCAUGAGGAGUCGUGUGGCCUUGGUCGCAAAUUUGGGAAAAUUGUGGGCGAUUGGUGGUUAUGACGGAGUUUCAAAUUUGUCAACGGUAGAAGUCUAUGACCCAAAUGCGGAUUCUUGGUCUUUUGUCGCGUCCAUGUGCGCGCACGAAGGUGGCGUGGGGGUUGGAGUAAUCCCUAUCUGUUAACAGUCAAUAAUUUCUAUGCCUUGUUUUUCUGUACCACUCCUGUGGUCAAUAUUGCAAUUUUUAGUCCUAAGAAAAAAAAUCAGCUAGCUGUCGAAGAUGGCUAACUAUUUUAUUUUCAUACUCAAAUCCUAGACCAUCUAGCCGUUAUUCAACCCAGCAAAAAUUCCUAUUUUUUUUAAUCUUCAAAUAAUAUAGAUAAUUACGGGUCUGAUACCACCCAAUGCAUUGUCUUACAAGGCAAUCGGUGGUCACAAUAUUUGACGAGACAGUUUUAAUUUUUAUAGUUUAAGUUCAACGAAAGACUUACUUGCACCAUGCAUAUUGCCUCACCUAUUAGUUAACGAUUAUCUGGUGCCAAUGAAUUUUGAAUAAAUUAAUUUCGUAUAAUUUGACUCCUGCGUUGAAUUGAAUUAGGUAAGAAAUAUUUAUGGUAAGAUUUUUAAUAUCUGAAUAAUAAUAAUUGAGAAUUAAUAUAUGUUAUAAUUUACCUGAGUUAAUCAAAUGGGCAAUGGACUGAUGACUCAACGUGUAUGAGAAAAUUGUGGGCCGUCCUAACAUUACGAAUACCUUAUACUUUUUGUACCCAUAAUGUUAUUUGCUAGUACCUUGUUUUUGUACCUAUUCUAGAAUGUCUCAAUUUUAUUGUUUAUCAAAUCGUAAAUCAUUAUUAUGUGAUUAUUACUGAUAAAUACUGUUGAUCUCA
Molecule: messenger RNA, 3442 nt
Organism: Athalia rosae (coleseed sawfly)
Lineage: Eukaryota; Metazoa; Arthropoda; Insecta; Hymenoptera; Athaliidae
Gene: KLHL18
Product: kelch-like protein 18
Exons: 9
Coding region: 772-2739 (655 amino acids)
Molecular function (GO): protein binding
Source: RefSeq, a predicted model, not a curated record